Messenger RNA from Acanthoscelides obtectus, 3085 nucleotides. Lineage: Eukaryota; Metazoa; Arthropoda; Insecta; Coleoptera; Chrysomelidae. The record is from the annotation of a GenBank genome assembly.
CUCUAUAAUUUAUGCUCAAUCCUUCUUCAGCGUAUAUGUUUUGUGUUCUUCAGUGUCUAUGUUUUGUGGCUUAAUCGAUGAGGUUGAUGGCUGCAAGAUUUCUAAUUUUUCGUAUUACUAUUAUUUUGAAGUGUUUAAUCCGUGUGUAGUGUAACUAAUAAUAGCGAUUCGUGGAUUACAACUUUCAGAAUGGUUGAGGAAGAGCGAGAGGAAACAGCAAAAAGUCCAGUGCCGACUGGCCCGGAAAGGUUUCGAUGUUUCUUUGAUGUGUCCAUUGGAGGUCUGCCCUGUGGAAGAAUCGUAUUCGAACUUUUCCCAGACCUAGCCCCGAAAACCGCUGAAAAUUUUAGGGCAUUAUGUACUGGGGAAAAAGGACUGGGCGAGCAAACUAAAAAACUACUACAUUACAAGGAUUCCAUAUUUCAUCGGGUUGUUAAAGAUUUUAUGAUACAAGGUGGAGAUUUCUCAAAUGGAAAUGGAACAGGUGGUGAAAGUAUCUAUGGUGGAACAUUUGAAGAUGAGAGUUUUGAACUCAAACAUGACAAACCCUUUCUGCUGUCAAUGGCUAAUAGAGGUAAAAACACCAAUGGGUCUCAAUUCUUCAUCCAAGGUACCCUGAAAUUGUACAUCAGAUAUAGUGGCAGUGGCAAGUGUAAUGAAUGUGAUAAUCAACAAUUCACAUUUUUCCAAUAUCAAUUUGUCACACAAAUUAUUAUAGGAUACUCUCUUAAUAAAUUUAACUAUGGGUUGUACCUUAAACAAUAAAGAUGUUGCAGCACUCUGAUUAAUUUUCUGGACAUUCAGGUGAUCAAUCUUGUCAUAUUUUGUGUUAUAGUACCACACAACCGGCCCCUCAUCUCGACAAUGUACAUGUGGUGUUUGGAAGAGUUGUAAAUGGGAUAGAUGUCGUUCGGCAAGUAGAAAUGUUACCAGUUGAUGCAAAUAGUAGACCAUUGCAAGAUGUAAAAAUUGUCAAGUGUGGUGAACUUGUUAAGCAAGUCAAAGCCAAGAAAGAAAAGAAGAAAAAAGAGGAAAGUGGCAAAGAGAGUGAUGAAGAUAAAAAACAAAAGAAGAAGAAAAAAGAUAAAGAGGACAAGAAGAAAAGUAAGAAACAGAAAAACAAAGAAAAUGAGGAUGGCUUAGAAAAUGCAGAACAGGGGGAAAUACUUGAGCCUCAUCCUUUGGUUACUUUAACUAACAUCAAUCCAGAUGAAAUACCAGAAGUACCGUCAAAUAAAUUUUUGAUGAGAGGUAGACAAACUGAAAACGACUCUGAUAAAAAGAACAGAAAAGAUUCCAUUAAGAACAAAGAAAGAGACAGAAGCAGGGAUAGGGGCAGAGGUAAAGACAGGGAUAGAGAAAGAGAUAGAGGAUACCAAACCAGAGGCAACCGAGAAUGGGGCUCAGGAUUUAAUAGAAGAAAGCCUGUUACUACCAAAAGUGGUAGGCUUAUCAAAGGACGAGGAAAAUUUAGAUUUCGCACGCCAUCAAGGAGCAGAUCCCGCUCAAGAAGUAUCACGCCAAUUCAUUGGCGUAAAGAGGAAGCGAGGGUUAUAAAGUUGUCCGAGUUCGAAAAAUUAGAGUCUGAACGAAAGAAGCUUGAAGAGAAGAAAGCUCAGAAUGGUAAACUGAAAGGUGACAGGGAAAUAAGUAAAGCUGCUGAAAGGGAUGAAGCAUCGACUACUCCAAAAACAAAAUACAAGAGCAUUGAUUACAAUGCACUGGACUAUGAAGGCCAGAGUGAAGAAGAGGGUGAAUACAACAAGAAAGAGGUACCCAGUUUGGUGCAGUAUCCUUUACCUGGAGCAUACACAAAGUUUAAACCUGAGAAUCCAGAGGAACCCGAACUUGAAGAGGGAGAAAUACAAACAAUCAAUAAAAGAUCAGAUUUCCUUGCUAUGGCUUUAGGUGUCCAAAUAAAGACAGGUGAAGAUCCACCUACCGGAGAAAUAGCAGGUUACAAUAAGAACAAGCACAAGAAUCAAAUGCAACCACAAAUGCAUAAAGGUAACAUGGAUUGGGGGAUGCAAAGACAUUUCAGGCCGAACGCAGAACCCGACUUACCGCAAAUUGCUAGCAGAGUGGAAGAAAGAAGGGGUAGAGAUAAGUUUGAAAUUGAAAAAUCAAAGCAGCUGGUCAUGGACUCGAAAAUGUUCAAAAAUAACGAUGGAAUGAUCAGAUUCGGUGAUGGUAGAUAUGUUGACAGAAGGAACUUUGACAGAAGAAACAGAGACUGGCAAAAUAACAGGAACAGAAUGAGAGAGAAUGAUAGAGGUAGACCAAAUGAAAAAGAACGCGAAAGAGGAAGGGAAAGAGAGAAGGAAGUAGAUAGAAGAGGAGAAAGGGAAGUGAUCAAGGGUAGAACUCCACCUAGAAGGCCCAGGUCAAAAUCACCAGAUCGAAACAGGCGUUCAACAUCGAGAUCCAGGAGGUCGCGAAGCGCGGAUAAAUACAGAAAGAGGCCAAAGUCCAAGACACCCGAGAAAAGGUUAAAAAAAGAGUCUGAAAAGGAUUUAUAUGAUUUUAUAAAGUUUGAUAAAGAUGCAGAGGAGAAGUAUAAGAAACUGUUGUUGCUGAGAAAAAAGAUGGAACUUUUGGAACUGAAGAAAAAGAAAGAGGAGGAACAGAAGCUACUAGAAGAGAAGCAGCGGAAAGCUCUGGAAGAAAGUGAAAUGUUGGAGAAAGCAAAGAAGGCCAAAAGAGAUGCAUUGGAGAAAGAAAAACUUCUGAAAACCUACAAGGUACUGAAGGAGAUCGAUGGAAAGAAGCGUACCAGGCAGCGUUCUAGUAGCUCAAGUAGCAGUUCUGACAGUAGCUCUAACUCUGGCGUUGACAGGCGCAGAAAGAAAAUGGAUUCCAGAGACCAGUCGAAAAAAAUGAGAAGACGGAACUCCUCACAAUCUUCUAGGAGCAGCUCUAGAAAUAGAAGCAGAUCGAGGGGCAAAAAAAGAAGCCAUCACACCCCUAAGAAACAUCGCAGAUUGUAGGUGUAAGAUGCAUACAUUAUUAUUGAUUGUUUUCAUUGCGUUAAUUUUUGUGUUGAGUUAAUUUUCUUUAUUCUCUGUAUAACCAAUAAAGAAUGGCU